AUGGCUACUACUACUGCCGACGGAGUCAAGCUCAUCAGCAUCACCACCUCGGAUGGUGUCGAGAUGAAGGUCGAGCGCCCUGUCGCUGAGCGCUCUAUUCUCAUCAAGAACCUGCUUGAGGACCUCGGUGGUGAAUCCGAGGAAUCUAUUCCGAUCCCUAACGUCAACGAGGCAGUCAUGAAGAAGGUCGUCGAAUGGUGCGGCCACCACAAGAACGACCCUCCCGCCACCCAGGAUGACGACUCCGACUCGCGCAAGAAGUCUACCGACAUCGACGAGUGGGACCAGAAGUUCAUGCAGGUCGACCAGGAGAUGCUCUUCGAGAUCAUCCUUGCUGCCAACUACCUGGACAUCAAGGCUCUUCUUGACGUCGGAUGCAAGACUGUCGCAAACAUGAUCAAGGGCAAGUCUCCCGACGAGAUCCGCAAGACCUUCAACAUCCAGAACGACUUCACUCCUGAGGAGGAGGAGCAGAUCCGCCGUGAGAACGAGUGGGCUGAGGACCGUUAA
Messenger RNA from Alternaria atra, 510 nucleotides. RefSeq lists its product as uncharacterized. Bases 1 to 510 code for a protein of 169 amino acids. Gene Ontology annotation, cellular component: nucleus; cytoplasm. The record is from RefSeq and is a predicted model, not a curated record. NCBI's taxonomy places the organism in Eukaryota, Fungi, Ascomycota, Dothideomycetes, Pleosporales, Pleosporaceae. Gene Ontology annotation, molecular function: cullin family protein binding. The transcript is spliced from 2 exons. Gene Ontology annotation, biological process: mitotic cell cycle; SCF-dependent proteasomal ubiquitin-dependent protein catabolic process.